Messenger RNA from Orbicella faveolata, 1747 nucleotides. RefSeq names its product putative RNA helicase mov-10-B.1. Gene Ontology annotation, molecular function: 5'-3' RNA helicase activity; RNA binding; ATP hydrolysis activity. Lineage: Eukaryota; Metazoa; Cnidaria; Anthozoa; Scleractinia; Merulinidae. The record is from RefSeq and is a predicted model, not a curated record.
UCAAAUGAAAAAACAACCCCUGGCAGUUCUCGCUUCACUUGUAAUAGUGGCAAAAUCACGGCUCAAGCGCAGCUACCUCAGUAAAUCAUGUUUAAAAGGAAGACAGCCAUUUGACCAGUUCUCAUUUAAAAAAAUGUGGCAAAUAGUUGCGGACGAAAAUACCCUACAACCGUUCUAUUGCUGGUUUUCAGUGUCACGCCAUUCAAAAUAGAUCAAAAUAAAAAUCUAAACCGUUCAACGGAUAAAGUCCAGAAUCUGGGAAGGGCGUGUGCGAGUGUGCGGGAUUAUCGUAUAUAACGUUAGUAUGACUUAAUAGGUACCAGGCCUUGCAGAGAACCGUCCAUCAGUGUUGCGCGGCGACAUAAUCUAUGCUUACGAGCAUGGUAUACGUCAACAACGUUAUGAAGGGAUUGUACAUAAAGUUCAGUUGCUGAAUGUGAAACUUGGCUUUGACAUAAAAAAAAUGCCAUACGUGAGAGGGAAGAAGUUCGACAUCCAGUUCACUUAUAAUCGGCUCACAGUGAAAAUGGAACACCGUGCAUGUGAGCGGAUUGCAUCAGUGACCAGGCCGGAAAUGCGACAAGUUCUUUUCCCUCAACAAGAGAGUCUGGUUCAAAGAGGAGAGAUUGACAGCCAAAUCAGAUCUUUCUACGAUCGUAAUCUGAACGGUGAACAGCAGCAGGCAGUACAGAAGAUUUUGUCAGGGUCGUCACGCCCUGCUCCGUACCUGGUGUUUGGGCCUCCUGGAACAGGAAAGACUGUUACCUUGGUAGAAGCUAUCAAACAGGUGCACAACCAGAUCGAUUCAAGCUUUAUUCUUGCGUGUGCGCCUGAAAACAGUGCCGCUGACCUGUUGGCGGAACGUUUGCUGGCUCACAUCGAUAAAGGCAAGAUAUUCAGGAUGUAUGCUGCAUCCAGACCUUGGGACUUUGUGCCACAACCUCUCAAGGACGCGCGAGUAGUGAAUUUUGAUCCCGUGUGGCAUGAAAUAUUCUACCCGUCCAAAGAGGACUUGAUGAGCAAGUAUCGUAUAAUUGUCACCACUCUGGUCACCGCAGGAAGGUUGGUCUCGGCGAAGUUUCCUCGCAAUCAUUUCAGCCACAUUUUCAUAGACGAGGCAGGGCAUGCAACAGAACCCGAGUGUAUCAUCCCUGUAGCGGAUCUCCUGGACCCUAAUCAUCCAAGGGGCGGUCAGCUGGUACUCGCUGGAGACCCCAAGCAGUUGGGACCGAUUCUCAGGUCACGAACCACACGGGAAUAUGGUCUCGAAACAUCACUUUUGGAACGACUGAUGACGUCAUGCAACACAUACUCACGUGAUCCCCGCGGGAGUUACGACUCUGAUCUGCUGACGAAACUUGUGAACAACUAUCGCUCACAUAAGAACAUCAUUGAGAUUCCCAAUGAGCUGUUUUAUGACAACGAAUUGAAAGAAUGUGCUGGAGAUUUUAGGUGAGAUUAUUAAAAUAAAAUGCCUAUAGUCUCAGUCAGGGAAAAGCUCUUUCCGUUAAACAUGUCUGGUAGAUUGACCGACUAAGUGAAUGACUGGCGGACGGAUGGACUGACCGACUAACGGACGGACGGACUGUGAUUGAUUGAUGUAGUGUUAUUAAAUAACCCGUCAAACUUUUAACAAUCGAUAUGGAUGAAUAUGCAGUCUUACCCGGGCUCCAAAGCAAAGGUAGGCUCACUCGACUGUACUACAUCCAAAAUAAGAACUGGUGUCUUUUGAAAGUGGCAAGGAAAA